This is a messenger RNA of Podarcis raffonei (Aeolian wall lizard), 8537 nucleotides long. It is a transcript of the gene ANKRD17, whose product is annotated as ankyrin repeat domain 17. The coding region runs from base 159 to 8012 and encodes 2617 amino acids. The transcript is spliced from 34 exons. The record is from RefSeq and is a predicted model, not a curated record. Gene Ontology annotation, cellular component: cytoplasm. Gene Ontology annotation, biological process: innate immune response. Lineage: Eukaryota; Metazoa; Chordata; Lepidosauria; Squamata; Lacertidae. Gene Ontology annotation, molecular function: protein binding; RNA binding.
GGUCUGUCCGUGGCGCUGGCCUGCGGGUCUCGCGAGAGCUGCUCCUCCGCCUCCCUCCCCGCUCCCACCUCCGCCACUUCCACCGCGACGGCUCCAGAAGGUGACCGGCUGCGAGGCGGCGCGGGCGGGCCGGCGGCAGAGCGGUGGCGCGGGCGACCAUGGAGCCUCCGCCGCCUCCUCUGGCGGCUGCCGCCCAGGCGGAGGUGAAGGGCGGCGGGUGCCAGGCGGACCCCGAAGGGCUGGCCAGGGUGUGCGACCUGCUUCUCCUCAGCGGCGAGGCGCCACCGCCGCCGCCGCCUCCUCACGGGCAGCAGCCGCCUCAGCCGCCGCCGGCCAAGCGGAGCUGGACCCGGCGUCGUCGGAGGCAGCAGCCGCCGCCGCCUCAGCCGCAACCGCCGGGCGGGGAAAGCGGCGGCGUCGGCGGCCACAGCAGCAGCAGCGAGAGCAGCGAGGAAGAGGAGGAGGACGACGACGACGAGGAGGAGGAAGAUGAGGAGGAGGAGGAAGAGGAAGACGACGAGGACGACGACGAGGAAGAGGAGGAGGAGGAGGAGGAAGUGUCUGAGGUGGAGUCCUUUAUUUUGGAUCAGGAUGACCUGGAAAAUCCAAUGCUGGAGACAGCUUCAAAAUUGCUGCUGUCGAGUACUGCUGAUGGUGCUGAUCUAAGAACAGUAGAUCCAGAAACCCAAGCUAGGUUAGAAGCUUUACUAGAAGCUGCUGGAAUAGGUAAAUUAUCCACAGCCGAUGGAAAAGCCUUUGCAGAUCCCGAGGUGCUUCGCAGAUUGACGUCUUCGGUCAGCUGUGCGUUAGAUGAGGCUGCUGCUGCACUCACCCGAAUGAGAGCUGAAAGUACAGCAAAUUCAGGGCAGAUGGACAACCGCAGCUUGGCAGAAGCUUGUUCAGAAGGUGAUGUAAAUGCUGUGCGAAAAUUGCUAAUUGAAGGGCGAAGUGUGAAUGAGCACACUGAAGAAGGGGAAAGUCUUCUUUGCUUGGCUUGCUCAGCUGGAUAUUAUGAACUUGCUCAGGUUCUCCUGGCAAUGCAUGCAAAUGUUGAAGACAGAGGCAUCAAAGGAGAUGUAACACCUUUAAUGGCUGCUGCUAAUGGAGGACAUGUCAAAAUGGUCAAAUUGCUGCUAGCUCAUGGCGCUGACGUGAAUGCACAGUCUUCAACAGGGAACACGGCACUCACGUAUGCCUGCGCUGGAGGCUAUGUAGAUGUGGUCAAGGCCCUGUUGGAGUCGGGUGCUAGUAUUGAGGACCAUAACGAAAAUGGCCAUACUCCUCUCAUGGAAGCCGGGAGCGCUGGGCAUGUGGAAGUUGCCAGAGUUCUGCUGGAAAACGGAGCUGGAAUCAAUACGCAUUCCAAUGAAUUUAAGGAAAGUGCACUAACACUGGCUUGCUAUAAAGGUCAUUUAGAAAUGGUGAAAUUUUUGCUGGAAGCAGGUGCAGACCAGGAGCAUAAAACAGAUGAAAUGCACACUGCAUUAAUGGAGGCAUGCAUGGAUGGGCAUGUGGAAGUUGCAAGGCUGCUCCUUGAUAGUGGUGCCCAAGUGAACAUGCCUGCUGACUCCUUCGAGUCUCCAUUAACUCUGGCAGCCUGUGGUGGACACGUAGAGCUGGCUGCCUUAUUAAUAGAGCGAGGGGCCAACCUGGAAGAGGUGAACGAUGAAGGCUACACGCCAUUGAUGGAAGCAGCCCGAGAGGGUCAUGAGGAGAUGGUGGCAUUACUCCUAGGUCAAGGAGCCAACAUCAACGCCCAAACAGAAGAGACCCAAGAAACUGCCUUAACUUUAGCAUGCUGUGGAGGCUUUCUGGAAGUGGCUGAUUUUCUUAUCAAAGCGGGAGCUGAUAUAGAGCUUGGCUGCUCAACGCCUUUGAUGGAAGCUGCUCAGGAGGGUCACUUGGAGCUAGUUAAAUACUUACUAGCUGCAGGAGCCAAUGUUCAUGCAACAACAGCAACAGGAGACACAGCGCUGACAUACGCCUGUGAGAAUGGCCAUACCGAUGUAGCAGAUGUGUUGCUUCAAGCAGACGCUGAUCUGGAACAUGAAUCUGAAGGGGGAAGAACUCCUUUAAUGAAAGCUGCAAGAGCCGGUCAUGUCUGUACUGUUCAGUUCUUAAUUAGCAAGGGAGCAAAUGUGAACAGGACCACAGCUAACAAUGAUCAUACAGUAUUGUCGCUUGCCUGUGCUGGAGGCCACCUGUCGGUUGUGGAGUUGCUGUUAGCUCAUGGAGCUGAUCCUACGCACAGACUGAAGGAUGGUUCAACCAUGCUAAUAGAAGCCGCUAAGGGUGGUCAUACCAGUGUGGUUUGUUACCUGUUGGACUACCCUAACAAUCUGCUUUCUGCUCCUCCGCCCGAGUCCACCCAGCUGACUCCUCCAUCUCACGAUUUAAAUAGGGCUCCUCGUGUGCCAGUGCAGGCACUUCCCAUGGUCGUCCCUCCCCAAGAGCCUGACAAACCCCCUGCCAACGUCGCCACAACCCUUCCCAUCAGAAAUAAAGCCACUUCCAAACAAAAGUCCAGCAACCAUUUGCAACCAAACAGCCCAGAUGUACAAGGUUACAUCGCCAAUCAGUCUCCAGAGAGUAUUGUUGAGGAGGCUCAGGGCAAGCUGACAGAGUUGGAGCAAAGGAUAAAGGAGGCCAUAGAGAAGAACGCUCAGCUGCAGUCUUUGGAAUUGGCCCACGCCGACCAGCUGACCAAGGAGAAGAUUGAGGAGCUGAACAAAACGAGAGAGGAGCAAAUUCAGAAGAAGCAAAAGAUCUUGGAGGAGCUGCAGAAAGUCGAGCGGGAACUGCAGCUGAAAACCCAGCAGCAACUGAAAAAGCAAUACCUGGAGGUUAAAGCGCAGAGAAUUCAACUUCAGCAGCAGCAGCAGCAGCAACAGUCGUGUCAGCACUUAGGACUUCUGACUCCCGUCGGAGUAGCAGAGCAGCUGACCGAGGGAGACUAUGCACGCUUGCAACAGGUGGACCCGUACUUGCUCAAAGACGAUCCCCAGCAAACGGCGGCCCAGAUGGGCUUCGCUCCAAUCCAGCCCCUUGCAAUGCCUCAAGCUUUGCCUCUUUCUGCGGGUUCCUUACCUCCAGGGUCUAUUGCAAAUCUUACAGAACUGCAAGGUGUCAUAGUUGGACAGCCAGUACUGGGCCAAGCACAACUUACAGGGCUGGGGCAAGGAAUUCUGACAGACGCACAGCAGGGGUUAAUGGUAGCCAGCCCUGCCCAGACCCUCAAUGACACACUGGAUGACAUCAUGGCAGCAGUGAGCGGAAGAGCGUCUGCGGUGUCCAACACCCCUACCCACAGCAUCGCGACGUCUGUCUCCCAGCCUCAGACACCAGCUCCGAGCCCUAUCAUUUCUCCCUCAGCCAUGCUACCAGUCUACCCUGCCAUAGAUAUUGAUGCGCAGACUGAAAGUAACCACGACACUGCGUUGACCCUUGCAUGUGCUGGUGGACAUGAGGAGCUGGUGCAAACGCUCCUAGAGCGGGGAGCUAAUAUUGAGCACAGGGACAAAAAAGGAUUUACCCCCCUUAUUUUGGCUGCUACAGCUGGUCAUGUCGGUGUUGUUGAGAUCUUGCUGGAUAAUGGUGCAGAUAUUGAAGCUCAGUCUGAGAGAACCAAGGACACCCCAUUAUCUUUAGCUUGUUCUGGAGGAAGACAGGAGGUGGUGGAGCUUCUGUUAGCUAGAGGGGCAAAUAAAGAGCACAGAAAUGUUUCUGACUACACCCCUUUAAGCUUAGCUGCUUCUGGUGGUUAUGUGAACAUCAUCAAAAUACUGUUGAAUGCCGGUGCAGAGAUCAAUUCAAGAACUGGUAGCAAGCUGGGCAUCUCUCCAUUAAUGUUGGCAGCCAUGAAUGGUCAUACUGCUGCUGUUAAGCUGCUGUUGGACAUGGGUUCUGAUAUUAAUGCACAGAUAGAGACCAAUAGGAAUACUGCCCUGACACUGGCCUGUUUCCAAGGAAGAACCGAAGUGGUUAGCCUUCUCCUCGAUAGAAAAGCUAAUGUUGAGCACAGAGCUAAGACCGGCCUGACACCCCUAAUGGAAGCUGCCUCUGGUGGAUAUGCGGAAGUAGGCAGAGUUCUUCUAGACAAAGGUGCAGAUGUAAACGCUCCGCCAGUCCCUUCUUCAAGAGACACAGCUCUGACCAUUGCAGCAGACAAAGGGCAUUACAAGUUCUGUGAGCUGCUUAUUAGCAGGGGAGCUCACAUCGAUGUCCGGAACAAAAAAGGAAAUACUCCAUUAUGGCUUGCUGCAAACGGUGGUCAUUUAGAUGUUGUCCAGUUGCUAGUGCAGGCCGGAGCAGAUGUAGAUGCUGCUGAUAACAGAAAGAUAACUCCGCUCAUGGCAGCCUUUCGAAAGGGUCAUGUGAAAGUCGUACGCUACCUGGUAAAAGAAGUCAACCAGUUCCCAUCAGAUUCAGAAUGUAUGAGAUACAUAGCAACAGUUACUGACAAGGAAAUGCUGAAGAAGUGCCACCUCUGUAUAGAAUCAAUUGUUCAAGCCAAAGACAGGCAGGCUGCUGAAGCAAACAAGAAUGCAAGCAUUCUUUUAGAGGAGUUGGAUUUGGAGAAGCUACGGGAAGAAAGCAGAAGGCUGGCAUUAGCUGCUAAAAGAGAGAAAAGGAAGGAGAAGAGAAGGAAGAAAAAGGAAGAGCAAAGGAGGAAGCUGGAAGAAAUAGAGGCAAAAAACAAAGAGAAUUUUGAACUGCAAGCUGCUCAAGAAAAGGAAAAACUAAAAGCUGAAGAUGAGCCAGGGAUCCUAACAGAACCACCCAGUGCUACCACAACGACCACCAUAGGUAUAUCUGCAACAUGGACAACUUUGGCAGGUUCCCAUGGCAAAAGAAACAAUACUGUCACUACGAGCAGCUCUAAGAGGAAAAGCAGGAGAAACAAAAUUGGCCAAGAUACUGUUCAGAUCAUCUUUGAUGAUCAGCUCCCCAUCUCCUAUUCUCAACCAGAGAAAAUAAAUGGUGAAUCCAAAAGCAGCAGUACCAGUGAAAGUGGUGAUAGUGACAACAUGAGGAUCUCCAGCUGUAGUGAUGAAAGCAGCAAUAGUAACAGCAGCCACAAGAGUGACAGUCUUUCUUCCACAGCAGUCACUAAUGCUCAGAGCAACAAGAAGCAGCCAUCGGUGCUGGUCACUUUCCCAAAAGAAGAGCGAAAAGCAGUUUCUGGGAAAUCUUCAGUCAAGUUGUCAGAAGUUAUUAGCGAAGUAACUGGCAAUUCCUUAUCUACUUGCACAAAACCUUCUCCAUCGCCACUGUCUUCUCCUAAUGGAAAAUUGACCUUAGCUAGCCCUAAACGUGGUCAGAAGAGGGAGGAAGGAUGGAAGGAGGUUGUAAGAAGAUCAAAGAAGGUUUCUGUUCCAUCAACUGUCAUUUCCAGAGUAAUUGGAAGAGGCGGUUGCAACAUCAAUGCUAUCCGAGAGUUUACUGGCGCGCAUAUAGACAUUGAUAAGCAGAAAGACAAAACAGGGGACAGAAUCAUAACAAUAAGGGGAGGCACGGAAUCAACAAGACAAGCAACACAGCUCAUCAACGCUCUGAUCAAGGAUCCCGACAAAGAAAUCGACGAACUCAUUCCAAAGAACCGUUUGAGAAGCUCCGCGGCCUAUCCCAAAACAGGGGCGCACGCCAGCCCCACGACUACCCACAAUUCCGUUGCUGGGAGCAAGGUGACCACUGUCGCAAUCUCCUCCUCGUCUCAGAUGGCCACAGCGCUUUCCGUGCCUGUCCUCCCUUCAGCACCGACGCAUAAAGCAGUCAAGAACCCGGUGAAUAACGUGCGGCCUGGGUUUCCAGUUUCUCUGCCGCUGGCCUACCCUCCUCCCCAGUUUGCACACGCGCUGCUGGCUGCUCAGACUUUCCAGCAGAUCCGUCCGCCGAGGUUACCCAUGACCCACUUUGGAGGGACUUUCCCGCCUGCUCAGUCCACCUGGGGUCCUUUCCCCGUUCGGCCCCUGAGCCCCGCAAAAGCUACUAACUCACCUAAGCCUCACACGGUGCCUCGCCAUAACAAUCAGAACAGCAGUGGUUCUCAGGUGAAUUCGGCGGGUUCGUCGGCUCCCAGCCCAACAGCCACCACAAGUCCUGCCGUGUCUGCUGUGCCUGUUCCUCCUGCAAAUGGCAGCCCCAGCUCCCCUUCCGUCCGAAGGCAGCUCUUUGUCACCGUGGUCAAGACAUCCAGCACCACCACUACCACCAUUGCAACCACGGCCAGCAACAACAGCACAACGCCCACCAACGCCACAUACCCUUUCCCCACUGCCAAAGAGCACCAUCCUGUGUCGUCCGCUUCCUCCCCUUCACCGCCAGCCCAGCCAGCCCGGGUUUCCAGAAGCAGUCCUUCAGAAUGUGUCGCGAGUUCUCCGAGCAAAGGGGUGCCCUCCUCGGACCAGGAAGUCAGUAGCCCCCCAGCAGCGGAAGCAGCAAAUCUGACCAGCAACAGGCAGGCGAAUAGCGCCUCUGCUGGGAUUCCAUCGGAGCAUCUUGCUCAGCCGCAGACGCUCGGGUCUGUUUCCCAGGAAGCAAGGCCACCUCUGCAGCAGCCUCAGGUUCCGUCACAAGAUCCGCGAAUGGCCGUGCCUCCAAACUUAGCAACUGCGAGUUCCGCUGCCCCGGUAGUUGCGCCUGCUAGUACGCCAGCAAACUAUCUCUUGCCUCAGGCAUCGGCGGGAUCUGCUCAGCCGUCUCCCCCAGCUAAAAUGGAAAGCCCCGCGAUCAGGCUGCCAUCCCAUGGGGCGAACCCCGUGCACAAGAAUUCCGCUCCCGUUCAGAGUUCUUCAGUUGCCGUCCUCAAUAUCAGCCACAUCAAAAGACCCCACAGUGUUCCUUCUUCAGUGCAACUUCCUUCUACCUUAAGUACGCAAAGUGUCUCUCAGAAUUCUGUCCAUCCGGCAAACAAGCCCAUGGCUCCAAAUUUCAGCGCUGCUUUGCCGUUUGGGCCCUUCAGCACACUGUUUGAGAACGGCCCGGCCUCUGCUCACGCCUUCUGGGGUGGAUCGGUCUUGUCGUCUCAGGCAGCGCCGGAAUCCAUUAUGUCUGUGAAGUCUUCAUUUCUGCCAAACUCGGAUCCAUUGCACCAGUUAGAUACUUCCAAAGCCCCAGGUUUUAGGCCCCCACUUCAGAGACCAGCUCCGAGUCCCUCAGGUAUUGUCAGUAUGGAUUCACCAUAUGGUUCUGUAACACCACCUUCUGCGCACUUGGGUACCUUUGCCUCGAACCUUUCAAGCAGUCAAGUAUAUGCACCAGGAACAGCCCUUGGGGGAGCACCGGCAGCUGCUAAUUUUAACAGACAGCAUUUUUCUCCACUGAACCUAUUGCCUCCAUGUUCCUCUGCAUCAAAUGAACCACCUGCUCAGCCAGUGUCUGCUGGAGUUCGAGCACCAUCUCCAACCCCUUCGUCUGUUUCCCUGGGGUCAGAAAAACCCAGCAAUGUCUCUCAGGACAGAAAGGUCCCUGUCCCAAUUGGAACAGAGCGUUCUGCGCGUAUCAGACAAACUGGAACGUCUACACCCUCUGUUAUAGGGAGCAACUUGGCCACUCCGGUGGGGCACAGUGGUAUAUGGUCUUUUGAAGGAAUAGGAGGAAACCAAGCUGACAAAGUAGAUUGGUGUCACAGUGGAAUGGGGAACCAUAUGAUUCACAGACCAAUGUCUGAUCCAGGUGUAUUCUCACAACAUCAAACAAUGGAGAGAGACAGCACAGGAAUUGUAACUCCUUCCGGUACAUUCCAUCAGCAUGUCCCCGCUGGAUACAUGGACUUCCCUAAAGUUGGGGGCAUGCCUUUCUCAGUGUAUGGGAACGCAAUGAUUCCUCCUGUCGCACCCAUUGCAGAUGGUACUGGGGGGCCUAUAUUCAAUGGAGCUCAUGCUGCUGACCCCUCUUGGAACUCCCUUAUAAAGAUGGUUUCAAAUUCCACAGAGAAUAAUGGCCCUCAGACGGUAUGGACUGGAACAUGGACACCCCAUAUGAACAGUGUGCAUAUGAACCAGCUGGGUUGAGCAGGGGAGGUCUCUUCAGAUGGCCCGGAGAUUUCCUUUCGGCUUGGAGGAGAAUGCAAAUGGCAGCACCGUUUUCCUCGUCUCUCAGAUCAUUCUUCUGAUAGGUUGGACUGAUGUAGGCUUUUGCAGAGGAGCGUACUAACUGACCCUUUUCUGUGAACAUUGUGACUGCCCAUUCCCUGCCGCCAUAUGGUUCCACUUAGCCUCUCUUAGUUUCAUUUUUCUUUCCCCUUUGAUUAUUAUUAAUUUUGGGGACAUAACUUUCUGUUGAAGCUGUUCUUUGGCUGGUUGGUUUUUAGUACUGUAAGCUGCUUCUGGGCAUACACAGAAAUUUAGCAAAAUUAUGUAAACUUGAUCCCGAAGUUUUAGAAUGGCAAAUAAAUGUACAAUUGUUUACAUAACAGAAAUGGCUACGCAGAAAGUAAAUUUUUUCAGUAUGUCAGGCUCUACUUAAUGUGACAGAUGUAUCUACAUAUACAGCAGUCUGGAUGUUUCCUUCAUACAUUAAACUAUUAAUAAGCAUAA